AAACAUUCCUUUUGGCAUCCCCUCAUACCAUUUAAAGAAACAUUCUUAAAAGCCUUCAGCCCUGCCAAUUUGCUUGCUAAUUUCUCUAUAGGCCAGGUUGUGUCAUCUGUUUUAUGACGGUUGAAGUCACAUGCGUCAUAUGGUCAUCGUAUCGUCGACCAGUCAGGAUAAAAUGUUAUAAUUUGUUCCCGUGAUCCCAAAUUUGUGGACAGAAAACAGGUUUCAGUUUUCCAUUCUAAAUGACUGACAUUGUAUGCUGUGCGUGAGUGAUGGCAAUGCAGGCUGUUGACGUGUUUGCUCCUGGCUGGAUUUCCAACCCAGUGUCUAUCCCAAAAUCCUCAUCUACCUCAUACGCCGGGCGCCUCGUGCAACAGUUUGAGGGAAGUACGAACAACAACGCGCAAACUGCCCAACAAAGAGACCAGCAACUACUCAAGAAAACUUCACUCAAGUGUGCGCGAACCGCCGCUACAAAAGCCCAUCCGUAUUGUAAAGCAGACCUUAUCAAGGAAGAGACAGCUGUGUGUACAGCAGUCGAGUGUGGAGCAAAUAAUCGGCUCUCCAACUGGGAUGUAGUGAGUUGCCAUGACGACCAUGACGAAAUUCAUCCCAGACGGGAGAUUAUGUCGUCUUGUGAGGCAUUUCAGCCGACUUGGACGAGACAAGGGGAGCCACCAGAUUGUGACAACGGUCAAGAACCAAGGGACGAUGGCAGUAAGAUAGAGACGUCUGAGGAGAAGAAAGGACAGAAAUCCAAGGCAGUUAAAGCCUGGAAGAGGCAAUUGAAUGGCCUCAAAGAUAAAGAUGUGGACACUUCGGAGACAUUUGUGCCAACCUGGAUGAAGAAGACAGCGCCAUCAUCCCAUGAUGAGAAUGACAGAGAAAAACACGCGCCCAGGGUCUUAUGUGCCACCGGUGCAAGCAAUGUCGCCAGGACUACAGAUGCAUCCGCCUUUAACAGGAGAUCAAACAUGUUGGACACCGUUUUAUCAGACGAAGAAUCCCAGCACAGAUUGCCCAAGUCAUAUACUGAAGUGCAAGAUAUGGGAAGAUCUAAUAUAUAUACCGAGGCAAAAACACUGAAAAUUGAUGCACAAUGCAAGAAGGCGAACACGUGCGCCUUAGGCAGUUGCCCAAGCAAUGGUAUCCACAGUGGGAAAGAGAUCAGUUCCCUGGACGAGAUGACAGAACAACAGGAUGAACGUCUACAGUCGGAUUUUCAUGGUCAUUUUCGGGUUCACGUCACAGGUGAUGCACUUUCCAAAUCCUUCUCUGACUGCGCCAACAUGUCAUCUGAGAGCCAGCUGAACAGGUUAAUUCUACAAGUUCUGCUGACUGCUGCCGUUUCGGUAUUUGUGAGGGACAUCAUCGAGGAAAGCCUCAUAGAACUCGAGGAUGAAAUGCUGAUGGCUUCCGCAUUCGAGACUCUAGCUAACUUGGAUCUUUCAAACCAACCAUCUGAUGAUGGGAACUCCUUACAGAGCGACAGUUUGAGUGACGGUUGUCAGGACCAGAGUUGGUUGGGCUAUGACGUGGAGUGGUCGCCAGCCGGCUCCACUGGAUCUGUGGAGGACCUGAUAUCGAAUGAGACACCCCCUUGGGACUUGGUAGAAGCUGUCCUAGGUGAGGAGCAGCUUAUUCAUGCUUGUCUCCAGAACGAUGCUCAGGAGCACGGCUAUGCGGCGUCUGUAGCCGUCAUGGACGGCGGGAAGGAAGAUGGACUCAUGGCGGAUAUGAUAUUGCUCUGUACUCCGGAAGGGGACAGCUUUACCGUGUCUGGGGACUCUAGCCUGUCCCCAACGACAGGGCUUGACGAUGGCGUCCUCAUCAACGACAACGAUUGUGGUGACAGGGAACGUACAGAUGACAAAGACGUGGAGCUGUGAGGAGUCUUCAGUGAUGUACCUGGAAGCCUGAGACCUGAAAAUCACAAGAGGGUCACACAUAAUUAUUUAGAAUGCAAGCAGAAUUAUCAUCGGCCUAAAAUGUUUGGUUGUGUAAUUAAAUGACUUUGACGGGAUAAUUUUGCAAUGCAAUAGCUAGGCCACUUUCAAAUGUGCCGGCAAUUAAUAAGGAAGCUGAAGAAACAGCUAGACCCAUAUGAAUGUAUGAUUCCCGUCAGUUUCAUGAAAUAGACCAAUGUUGGAGGCUGUAUGCACUAAUGUUGGCCGGUUCCACAGUUGAUAGCUUUACGACUGACGAAGUAAACAACAAAAUACCAACAUGAAUGUAAUCGCUGGCAGGAACCCAGAGAGGGCGCUAUAGCUGUUUUGUAAAAUGUUCUUUUAUAGAUUCAGACUAAUACACCCAGGCAUUAAUUUUUGUGUUGCGAUUAAUUAAACCUUAAUAAUGAUCGAGCUCCGUUUGUCGUGCAUAUUCGGUUCAGUUGUGUCCCGUCUGGUACGUGUAAUGUAAUUCUGUUGAUUUUAUUAAUAUCACUGUGAUUUUUGGUUUUGAUUCAAGCUUAGUUUGGUUUUCCAGUCCAAUUUGAUUGGCAAAAAAUUGUUCAGUUUAACGCAAGGCCCAUUUAUUUUCGUUUUAAUUGCUCACAAUUUAAUAUCAGCAUUCGAACAUCAAAAAGUAUCAUUUUGUUUAGUUACAUUAGUUUUUGUUUGUUAAAUAAAUUUAGCUAAAUUAAUAAUAGUCGUGUCGUUGAUUCAAUUCGUCGGAAGCCUUGGGAAGACAUUGAUCAAAAACUUAUUUAUAUCAACAGUUUCAACGUGGUACAUUUAAAUUUCGUUUCGUUGGCACAGUGUGCUUCAUGACUGUUAUAUCAUAGCGACCCCCCCAACAAAAACAAAAUAGAAGGUAUUUGUGAAUACAUAGACUGGGAAAAGAAAAAACAAACAAACAAAAACUAAAUGCAGUUUUGUUUUGUCAUCUUUGGCAUAUCCUUCUUGACUCGUAUUGCAUAGAUUUUCCUGGAAAGAAAAAAAUAGAAUAAAUGCACAGGGAAACCAAAU
This is a messenger RNA of Acanthaster planci (crown-of-thorns starfish), 2963 nucleotides long. RefSeq lists its product as uncharacterized. Lineage: Eukaryota; Metazoa; Echinodermata; Asteroidea; Valvatida; Acanthasteridae. The record is from RefSeq and is a predicted model, not a curated record.